AUGGAGGGGCCAAAGGUGUGGACCACGCUCAUCACCAACACCAAGUACCUCUCCGGGCUCCUUACGCUCGACUACUCCCUGAAGAAACACGGCUCGAGAUACCCUCUCGUUGCCUUGUACACGGAUACCUUCCCCCCCGAAGGCCUCGAGGCCCUCAAGAGCCGGAACAUCCCCGCGAAACACAUUCCUUACCUUUUGCCCUCCAUCCCCAAGGAGUACACCAACGACCCGCGCUUCUAUGACUGCUGGAGCAAACUGACCCCGUUCAGUCUGACCGAAUAUGACCGAGUGGUGCAGCUAGACAGUGAUAUGUUGGUGCUGAAGAACAUGGACGAGCUGAUGGAACUCGAGCUGGACCCGCCUGAGAUGAACGGGGAAGGAAACCGGGUAUACGCAGCCAGCCAUGCCUGUGCCUGCAAUCCCUUGAAUAAGCCACACUAUCCGAAGCAUUGGAUACCGGAAAACUGUGGCUUUACCACCCAGCACAAUACUCCAGACGACGCCCAGAUCCAUGGGCCCUCCCCAACCGCGGGCAUAGGGUGUCCAAACGGCGGGCUUGUUGUCUGCAACCCGAGCAAGGGCAUCUAUGAUAAGAUCUUGGAAGCAAUGAAAAACGGAGACAUUACCUCCAACUAUGACUUUGCCGACCAGAGCCUGCUGGGAGACCAGUUCUAUGGUCGGUGGGUGGGACUGCCGUACAUAUACAAUGCCUUGAAGACCUUGAGGUGGAAAGGCGUCCAUGAUGCCAUCUGGCGGGAUGAUCAGGUCAAGAACGUCCAUUACAUCUUGAGUCCGAAACCGUGGGAUGAGAAGUAUGAGGAGAUUCAAGACGAAGCGCACAGGUGGUGGCAUCCCGUCAACAACGAGAGGUUGGCCCACGAGAAGGCAAAUGCCAUAGAUGAUGGGUUCUGA
Cladophialophora carrionii CBS 160.54 is the source of this 912-nucleotide messenger RNA. RefSeq lists its product as uncharacterized. The record is from RefSeq and is a predicted model, not a curated record. Gene Ontology annotation, molecular function: glycosyltransferase activity. Lineage: Eukaryota; Fungi; Ascomycota; Eurotiomycetes; Chaetothyriales; Herpotrichiellaceae. The coding region runs from base 1 to 912 and encodes 303 amino acids. The transcript has a single exon.